Molecule: messenger RNA, 3623 nt
Organism: Cucumis sativus (cucumber)
Lineage: Eukaryota; Viridiplantae; Streptophyta; Magnoliopsida; Cucurbitales; Cucurbitaceae
Product: glutamate receptor 3.6
Exons: 8
Coding region: 563-3361 (932 amino acids)
Cellular component (GO): plasma membrane
Molecular function (GO): signaling receptor activity; ligand-gated monoatomic ion channel activity
Source: RefSeq, a predicted model, not a curated record
GCAAAACCCCAGUUGAAAUUUGGCCCCAAAAUGAUACUCCAACUCCACUACCAUGAAUUUUGACACGAGAGUUUUAAUGUUCCUAGUGUUACUGAUCCUAGUGGAGGGUGCGAUUGCGAGUGUGCGCACUGCCCACGAAGAAGGAGCAAUAUUUGUUUGUGGCUGAAAAGGGUAGCGUGCGCCUUGUGAAAGCUACUUUUUUGGGCCCCAAAAUGAGCGAUGAUUGGCUUUCCAGCAGAACUACUGAGCCGAGGACUUCAACUCUCUUUCAAACAUUUUGGAGCCUCAGAGCUUAAGUUUUGGAGGCUAUCUGUAUCCACAUGAGAAGAAUCUCAACCAGUCCAAGUGGAUGGAGGUGGCCCAUCCUUUGCUCACGAGCUAAUAUUUUCCUGGUUUGUUAUUGUGGAAGUGGGUUCUGUUUAAAGAUAUCUUCACUGGGACGAGGUUAUUAAUCUUGAAGUUUAUGUAGCUCAGUAUUGGAUUCUGCGAAUUUGGUUCUAGUUGGCUUGCAACUUAUCUGAAACUGAAUUCAAUUUGAGGAAUAGUGAUUAUCCAGUUCACUAUGAGGAUAGUUUGCAUUCUAGUAUUGAUACUUCUCUUCAGUGGGAGUUACUCAUUUGGAGACGGCGCAAAUGUAUCUCCGAGACCUGAAGUUGUCAACAUUGGGGCUUUAUUCUCUUUCCGUUCUAUGAUAGGCAAAGUUGGAAAAAUUGCUGUAGAAGCUGCCAUCGAGGAUGUAAAUUCUAAUCCAUCCAUUAUGGGGGGGACGAAACUGAAGCUCAGUUUACAUGAUACCAACUACAGUGGAUUUUUGGGCAUCAUUGAAUCCUUGCGUUUCAUGGAGACCAAGACUAUGGCCAUAAUUGGCCCCCAAAAUUCUGUAACUGCUCAUGUCAUAUCUCAUAUUGCAAAUGAGCUCCAAGUUCCUCUAUUGUCAUUUUCAGCAACAGAUCCCACACUGUCAUCACUUCAGUUUCCUUUCUUUAUCAGAACUUCGCAGAAUGAUCUGUAUCAGAUGGCUGCAGUAGCUGAAAUAGUUGACUACUUCCAAUGGAAAGAGGUGAUUGCUAUCUUUGUUGAUGACGAUCAUGGUAGAAAUGGUAUUGCUGCAUUGGGGGAUCAACUUAAUGAGAGACGAUGCAAGAUCUCAUUAAAAGUACCAUUGAAGCCUGAUGCUAGUCGAGAUGUGGUCACUGAUGCACUUGUUAAGGUGGCUUUAACCGAGUCUCGAAUACUUGUUAUUCACACUUAUGAGACCACAGGUAUGGUUGUGCUCAGUGUGGCUCAAUAUCUUGGAUUGACAGGGCCUGGGUACGUUUGGAUAGCCACUAACUGGCUUUCUUUGCUACUCGACACAAAUUCUCCUCUUCCUACUACUUCUAUGGAAAAUAUUCAAGGACUUGUUGCUUUACGUCUUUAUACACCAGAUUCUGUACUCAAAAGGAAUUUUGUUUCAAGGUGGACCAAUUUCACUGAUGUAAAGUCAUCAAGUGGUUCGCUCGGAUUGAGUACUUAUGGAUUAUAUGCUUAUGAUACUGUUUGGAUACUUGCUCAUGCAAUAAAUGCAUUUCUUAAUGAAGGUGGAAAUCUUUCAUUUUCAACACUUUCGAAGUUAACCGGGGUUGAUGUUAGAACUUUGAAUCUCAACUCUAUGAACAUCUUCAAUGGUGGGAAGACACUACUGGACAAAAUUUUAGAAGUCAAUUUUACUGGAAUAACAGGUUCAGUUGAGUUCACUCCAGAAAGGGAUUUAAUUCAUCCUGCGUUUGAAGUGAUCAAUAUAAUCGGCACAGGGGAAAGAAGAAUUGGUUAUUGGUCUAACUAUUCUGGCCUGUCAAUUGUGCCUCCUGAAACACUUUACUCGAAACCACCUAACCGAACCAGUUCAAAUCAAAAGCUAUAUGAUGUGGUAUGGCCUGGACAAGCAACACAGAAGCCUCGUGGGUGGGCAUUUCCAAACACUGGGAGAUAUUUAAGAAUUGGAGUUCCGAGGCGAGUCAGUUAUCAAGAAUUUGUCUCACAAGUAGAAGGAACGGACAUGUUCACAGGCUUCUGCAUCGAUGUCUUCACUGCAGCAAUCAAUUUCUUGCCUUAUGCAGUCCCCUAUAAGUUAAUUCCUUUUGGGGAUGGCCUUACUAAUCCUAGUGGAACUGAACUGAUUCGACUAAUCACAACUGGCGUCUAUGAUGGGGCGAUAGGGGACAUUGCAAUCAUCACAAACCGAACCAGGAUGGCUGAUUUUACACAACCAUACAUAGAGUCUGGCCUAGUAGUUGUAGCCCCAGUGAAGAAGUUGAAUUCUAGCGCUUGGGCCUUUUUACGACCGUUCACUGCGAGGAUGUGGUGUGCUACCGCUGCUUCUUUCAUUGUAAUAGGAGCAGUUGUUUGGAUUUUGGAACAUAGGAUAAAUGAUGAUUUUCGUGGCCCUCCGAAGAAACAAGUUAUCACCAUUCUAUGGUUCAGCUUUUCAACUCUAUUCUUCUCUCAUCGGCAAAAUACAGUCAGUGCCCUCGGUCGCCUCGUGCUGAUCAUAUGGCUAUUUGUUGUUCUAAUUAUCAAUUCAAGCUAUACUGCAAGUUUGACUUCUAUCCUUACAGUUCAACAACUUUCUUCUCCUGUGAAGGGGAUUGAAACUUUGAUUUCGAACAAUGAACCAAUUGGCUACCAGCAGGGUUCAUUUGCUCGAAACUACUUGAUUGAGGAACUUGGCAUUCAUGAGUCGAGACUCGUUCCACUCAUCUCAGCAGAACACUAUGUCAAAGCCUUGAACGAUGGGCCAACAAAUAAUGGUGUUGCUGCUAUUGUCGAUGAGCGAGCAUAUGUAGAGCUCUUCCUUUCAACCCGUUGUGAAUACAGUAUUGUUGGCCAAGAGUUCACAAAAAAUGGGUGGGGAUUUGCUUUCCCUCGCGACUCUCCAUUAGCAGUUGACAUGUCCACAGCUAUUUUAAGACUGUCCGAAACCGGAGAUCUUCAAAGAAUCCAUGACAAAUGGUUAAUGAAAAGUGCCUGCACAUCACAAGCCUCAAAAAUUGAGGUGGAUCGACUUCAGCUAAAUAGCUUUUGGGGACUUUUUCUAAUAUGUGGAGUAGCUUGUGUGCUCGCUCUAUCAAUAUACCUCUUUCAAAUGGUGCGUCAAUAUAGCGAACAUUACACUGAAGAACUCGGGUCUUCUGAGCAACCAUCUAGAUCUGCAAGCCUACAUAGAUUCCUUUCUUUUGCAGAUGAAAAAGAAGAAGUCUUCAAAAGUCAAUCCAAGCGAAGACGAAUGCAAGAGGCUUCAGUUAGAAGCGUGAAUGAAGAAAAUUCAACAGGCAGUUCAAGAAAAAAUGGCCAUGGUUAUGCUGAUGGAGUUGAUGCAUGAUUCCUAUAGACUAACAUAUACGGAUACAAUUUAGAAUAACAUAUAAUAUUAGUGCUUAUUCGAUUUUCUUUAACAAUAUCGUCCAGUUGCUUGUAGAAUUCGAUAAGUUGGCUAGCUAUUAUAAGAAAAAUGAAGUUCUACAAACAUUUGAACUCUUGUUCUAUGUUAAGUACGGAAUUUUCAUAAUCAUGUACAAAUUAUAGUUAUUUGUAAACUGUACACAAGAUUUAUUUCAGCUAUAUUUACAGUUUGUAUUUGAUAA